CAGGGUGUCAUUCGCAUGGCAGUAUUUAUCCCUUGGCAGAAUUUUGCAGAUCUGUAUUAUCAAAACAUGGCCACAUAGCAUUUUUUUGACAGCUAGAAAUUCAGACAAUCAGACCCCACCACUUACUACUUGACACCCUUUUAUGCCUUAAUCAUGGCCUCCUCAUCCUCACAAUCUCACACACAUUCUCCUCAUAACAUCUCUCGCUCUCUCUCUGUUCUACGGGGACACAUUCAUUGGAGAAUUGAUUUGCAUAAUCAUUUAAUGGCUGCUCCUUUUGGGUCAAUGUUGAUGUUCUUCUUUAUGGUUUAUUUCACUUCACUUGCAUUGGCAUCUCCAGCAGUAGUCAAUGCACAAUUCUCUACCAUAUCUGCUGCUCCUGCAUUUCUACCAGGUGCUCCAAUGGCUUCUCCGCCAGGUUUGUCACCUGACAUUGAACCUUUGUUUCCUACUAAUCUGUCACCUUCUCCAACUGAGUCCUCACCACCUAUUAUUUCUUCAAACCCAAGCCCACCAAACCCAGAUAACAUACUAGCUCCUGGACAUGGUUUGGGGGCAUUCCCACCAUCAGAAGCUCUGCCUACUUCUUCCUCAGUUUCAUCAGGACCUGUGAAUUUGGUUUUCUUUGUUGGUUUCCUGUGCUUCUGCUUAAUUCAGCUUUCUGGUAUGUAAGGUAUUAUUGAUGGGAAGCUUCCAUUAUUGCUACUAGUGGUUGUUCCACUUUCUUUCUUUUAAUGUUUUGUAGAUGUCCUCUUGUAUUGUACUAUGGUUUAGUGGCCAUGUUAGGUGAAUUGAAGUGUGUGGCAUUGUUGCUGCUGAGUUGUGAUAGGAUAAUGUUUCAAAUUUUAUUACUAUAGAUAAAUAAAGCUGGUGUCACUUGUCCUUGUA
This is a messenger RNA of Tripterygium wilfordii, 888 nucleotides long. Its product is annotated as classical arabinogalactan protein 26-like. The record is from RefSeq and is a predicted model, not a curated record. The transcript has a single exon. NCBI's taxonomy places the organism in Eukaryota, Viridiplantae, Streptophyta, Magnoliopsida, Celastrales, Celastraceae. Bases 154 to 672 code for a protein of 172 amino acids.